Messenger RNA from Drosophila eugracilis, 1162 nucleotides. It is a transcript of the gene thoc6, whose product is annotated as THO complex subunit 6. Gene Ontology annotation, biological process: mRNA export from nucleus. The transcript has 2 exons. Gene Ontology annotation, molecular function: protein binding. Gene Ontology annotation, cellular component: transcription export complex; THO complex. The record is from RefSeq and is a predicted model, not a curated record. Lineage: Eukaryota; Metazoa; Arthropoda; Insecta; Diptera; Drosophilidae. Bases 79 to 1131 code for a protein of 350 amino acids.
GUAUUUUUUAAGCUACAGCCACACUAAGUUCGCCGGCGUAAACAAUUCUUUAAACUACUCAAAUUAAUAAAAAAAAAUAUGAAAGAAAAGGAUUUGAAACGUGCCUACAAUAAUGUACUAGCACAGGCUAUAUCCAGCUCUCAUCAGCACCUAUUUGCGGGUAAUCUGUUCGGUGAUAUAUUCGUGCUCAGCAUUAAGGAACUAGAUAAAGGUUCCGAAGAGCCGCCUGGCAAACUAAAGAUCUUCCCUCAGGGCAGCGAUGUGGAUAUCAAUUACCUGGCCUUUCAUCGUGAUUUUCUGAUAAUAGGUGCCGUUGGUCUUAUUUACGGAUUGAAAUGGGACGAGGAGGAGGAAUCCUUGGCCACAAAACGAUCAUGGGAGGUAAAGAUACCCAUGCAGGUGGAUGCUGUGGAAGUGCCAGACGUAAACUCCAUGUGGCUGGACUCGGAAAACAGCAUUCUCUUCGCCGGCUGCGGCGAUGGCGUGAUCUACCAAGUGAGUUUGGAGGAUGGAUGCAUUCAGCGAGAAUAUCGCGGUCACACGGACUACAUCCAUAGUGUGGUGGGUAAUUCUGACGGGCAGAUAUUUUCCGGAGCCGAAGAUGGUACUGUGCGAGUGUGGAGCACUAAGCAGCAAGAGCAAACUGCUAUGCUGGAGCCGUACAAGAAUCCGGAACUAUUGCGGCCAGAUUGGGGCAAGUGGAUUGGAGCUGUGGCUGUCAACGACGAGUGGCUGCUGUGCGGCGGAGGACCCAAGGCAUCCAUUUACCAUCUACGCUCUCUGGAGUGCACCCGUGUUUUUGACUUCCCCGGACGCGUGCAUCUCUGCGAUUUUGUAGACGAUUCUGUUUUUAUUGGCGGAGAACACAACCACGUGCAGUCCUAUACUUUAAAUGGAGUCCUACAAGCCAAUAUACCCGUGGAGCAUACCGCGUGCUACUCUGCGGUUUGGCAAACUUCACCCAUUAAGGUCAUGUCCAUUGCUGGCUUCAGCAACAAGCUGCACAUCCUUAAGGAUUUCCGAUUCCUGGACAGCAAAAUUGAUCUUUAUGGCAAUGUUCUGGGCGAAGAAAAUACUCCGCAAGAAGAGGAUGAACUGAUCGAGGAACCUCUGACAGUGGAAGCAGCUUGAAGGUUUAAUAAAAUGUUUCUUUAAUUGUCAA